AUGGGUGAUACUACUACUAAAGAUGAUAACCAUAUAAUAUAUUCACCUUUACAAAAAGAAAUUAUUUCGGGAUUAGUAGCAGGUUGUGUUACAUCAACAAUUGUUCAUCCAUUAGAUUUAAUUAAAUUAAGAUUACAAUUAUUAUCGACUGAUAAAAUUUCAUUAAAUUUAUCAAUUUUAAAAUUUAAUAAAUACAUAUAUGUUCUUAAUGGUAUUAAAUCAAAUAAUAAAUUAAUUAAAAAUUUAUAUAGAGGUUUAACAAUUAAUGUACUUGGUAAUUCAAUUGCUUGGUCAUUAUAUUUUGGAUCAUAUAGAGCCUUUAAGAAUUUAUUACUGAAAAAUAAUAAUAAACAAAAAGAAUCUUUUAAUAAUAAGAUAAAUUUUGAUUCUUCAAUAGUAUAUCUUGUCUCUGGUGGUCUUGCUGGAAUCUUUACUUCAAUUAUGACCAAUCCAAUUUGGGUACUUAAGACAAGAAUUAUGUCAACAAAUCAAAAUACUUUUAAUAAGUCAUAUGAUUCAAUUCAAAAGACUUUUAAAACUUUGGUGGAAAAAGAAGGUUAUAAAUCUUUAUUAAAAGGUUUAACACCUUCAAUUUUAGGUGUAUCACAAGGUGCACUUUAUUUUAUGAUUUAUGAUACUUUGAAACAAAAUAAAUUGAAAACUUAUAACCACUUAAAAAUUAAAAAUAAAGAUAAUUUAAUUACAAAAGAUACUAUUAUUAUUACAUCAAUAAGUAAAAUGAUAUCUACGACAACAGUAUAUCCUUUACAAUUACUGAAAUCAAAUCUUCAAAGUAUUAAUAUGAUUCAUGGAAAUUCAUCAACAUGGAAAUUAACUAAAUUAAUAUUGGAAAGAGAAGGAAUAAAAGGUUUAUAUAACGGCUUAGCAACCAAUUUAUUUAAAGCUGUACCUACAACUUGUAUCACUUUUUGUAUAUAUGAAGCAAUGAAAGGUUAUAUAUAA
Molecule: messenger RNA, 963 nt
Organism: Maudiozyma saulgeensis
Lineage: Eukaryota; Fungi; Ascomycota; Saccharomycetes; Saccharomycetales; Saccharomycetaceae
Source: the annotation of a GenBank genome assembly